UUCAUAUGUUUCAAAUUGAAUUUGAAACCUUUUAAUUUGAAAAUCCUUCUUCGGAAGUGUUGUUGUUUGGCCCUCUGGCUUGCUUUACAGUGAAAUAAAAACCAAGCUAAGAGCAGGCAGGGCUUCGUGGGAUGGGAACAGAGCAGUGCCUCCGAGUGUUUCCAGGCUGUGACAGUUUAUUACAACUGAGAACACCCAGAGGAGAACUAUUAGAGCCGAUGAGGACCAGAGGAGAGACGAACGACCACGACACGGGAGUGCUAAUGGAAGCGGUGAAGUGAGAAGAGUCCAAGAGCGCCGACUGUGUCAGGUUCAAAAGACACUAAAAGCAUAAUGGCACUGCUCUUGUGGGUCGGCCUGUCGCUGCUGCUGGCUGUCCAGUCUGGUGCGGUCAGGAACUGCCACCCCAGCUGUCACUGUGAGGUGGAAAGCUUCGGGCUCUUCGACAGUUUCAGCCUGACCAGGGUGGACUGCAGAGGCAUGGGUCCCACUGUCUCCAUGCCCAUUGCCAUUCCUUUGGACACUGCCCACCUGGACCUGUCGUCCAAUGAUAUGGGCCCUCUCAGCGAUGCCAUGUUAGCCGGUCCAGGCUACACCACGCUAAUUAGUUUGGACCUCAGCAGCAACAAAAUUACUAAGGUUAGCCCCAGUGCAUUGUCCAAACUGCGAUACCUGGAGAGUUUGGAUCUCAGCUACAACAAUCUGGAGAGUCUGUCUCCAAGCUGUUUCUCGGGCCUCCCUCUGGCCGAGGUGGACCUCAGUCACAACAGUUUCCAGGAGUUUGACAUGGCUGUGUUCGCUGCUAAAGUGAACGGUGAACCUGUCAGCGUGGAUCUGUCCCAUAACAAGCUUGUGUCAGUCUCUGCUACCUUGCAUGGAAGAGCUUUACAUAUUCAGAGUGUCAAUUUGUCAGUGAACCAGCUGGUUAACGUACCAAACAUGGCGGGACUUCCGCUGAGGUACCUAAAUCUGGACGCUAACCCAAUCCUCAAAAUUAAGACGGGAGCCUUUGCUCAGCUGAAAGAUUUGGUUUAUUUAUCCCUCAGUGGCCUCGGUGAACUUCAUGAAAUUGAGCCGCAUAGCUUCAGCGAUCUCCAGAACUUGCAAGUUCUGGACCUCUCGAAUAAUUCAAAACUUAAGAAUCUAAGCCCUGCAGUCUUCUGUGGACUAGAUUCUCUGCAGGAGCUCAACUUGUCUGGCUCUGGUGUGACUUCUUUGCCAACUAACAUGUUGAGCCACCUUCCCAGCAUCAAGAGUAUCACUCUUGGACAAAGCAUCCACUGCUGGAGGACUCAAAAACAGGGACAGUUCCACCGACAGAUGGGGCAAGUCCAGCAUAACGACGAGCUGCACUGUAACGUAGACGGCAUUGUGUUGUGAGACCAGGCGUCAGGAAAUGGGCCACUCCUAUCGCUCUCGCUCAGUUAAAUCUGUUCUCUGGUGAUACUGUGGAUCAUACCUUAUCAUUUUUAUGUAGCUUUGAAAAAACUCUGGACACUUUAUAAUGCUUGCUGUAUUUUUAGCAGCACAGGCCAACUUCUUCAGUGUUUUAAUACAUUUCACUUUUUAAAACCGCAUCAUGAAUUAAUUUUAACAUGUUAGAGUCAUAUUUUUCAUUUCAUUGGAUUGUCUUAAGAUCUACUUGAACUUAGUCCAAAUGUGGUAUUUUCUUUAAUAUUGUACUUAUACUAGUCAGAAAUUGACAGAUAUUGUUACCAUUUAACCACUAAGAGUACGCAUAAGACUUUGAAUGUCUGGAUGAGUGGGGCGAUUUUGAACUUGAUUAGACUUUCUUUUUUCUUAACAGUUUGUUUUUCUAUAUGCUGUGUUCAAUUUACCUCGGAUUUCUGAACUUAAAUUAUUUUUGUCACAACCAGGCUGGCCACUAUAAGCAAUACAAAACAUACAAACACAUUUCUCUUUAUUCUAUGCAUUUCAAAAUAAAAUAAACACACAAAUGCAAAUUGUACACUACUGGUAAAAUAUAAAACAUCCACAGUGCAAAUAAACCAUUUUAUUCCUGCUACUUUCAUAAUAUCUUCUGUUCCCAACAGCCAUGUUGGGUCUGAAUUUAGUAUUUAUAACGCAGAAAUUUACAACUCAGAAAUUCUGACAUCCGAGGACAAAUUGAAUGCAUCGUUUGAUUGAAGUUACCACCAGACCUUGCUAUCUCAUCUUGGUUUAACUUAGCAGUUAUUUUAGCUUAAUCAUUCUGGUUGAAUGAUUACCAUACAAUAGGUAAUGUCUGAAAGGUUGUCCACUUUUCGUCUUACCCUGUUGAGCCUUAAAGCUGCAAUGCACAGUGUUUUGGGAUAUCUAUUGUUUAAAAAUCUUUAAAAUUAAGAAAAAAAAAAAUCAGCUGUAGUGUUCUAGCCUUACAAUGAACAAUGUUGUUCCUUGUUUGUACUGUGACCCGGGCAAAUUUACAGGAUCUGACUUAUAGGAUGUUCAGUCAGGUGUUACUCUGCUGGUUGAGGUUGAUGUUUUGGUUCCCAAUUAUUCCAGUUUUCAUGCUGACCUGUUAAACUACUAAACACCAUAUUGUAAGUCACUUUGGAUGAAAACCUUCCUCUAAACGAAUGUACGUUAUUGAAUGUAAUAUAACAGUUGCAGUCUAUUUCAAGACUAACUAACCUCUGCAGUAGGCAUGGUCAGCAUAAGAUCAAUUUGAUAACCUUGUAUUAAGCUACUACAAAGCCUAGUAUUUAUGUGAAAAAUUCAAACACAAGUGUUACACAAGAUAACUUGAACAUUAACUUAACAAACACCCUCCAAAUUUGUAAUUUUCUCCUGGUUUUGCAGGAGACAAUUGGGCACUGGGCCGUGAAUAUACUGCAUCCUGAUUGACUCUGUUUCCUCUCCAACAAAUUAAUCAGUCAAAUGAUUCAUUUUGAUUUAUGCUUUAUUUUAACUUUGACCAAAAUUCAGUCCAAUCUCAAAACUGAACAGAUUGCAUGCUCAAACCUCUGGCACUUUCUCAAACAUCCUGUUAAAAUGUAUUAUUUCAAAUUUUAGUUUUUUUUUUUUUAUUUUAUUGUAACAUUUUAAACUGUGUAGCAUUUAUUUCAAGCCUCAUAAGCUGCCUUUUGUAUUUUGCCACAACAAAUAUUAAACUGUAGAUUUAAUGACCAAAACUUAUUUUUUGCUUUGUUUGAAGUCCAUGUUCUCUGACCAUUUCAUUACUUUGCCACUGUUCUUAUUGAUCUUACGGUUUUUUUUUUCUGCUGAAAUGGCACAGCAGGCGUAAACAAGGUCAGAACUAGUUGACCAAAAGUAAGCCUUGAUUUACUCUCAUGCUCUUUAUUGACCAAGUUUAGUUUCCCUGGACAAAUUGGACCACUACCAGUUUAUCACAUUUUUUGUAUGCAAGUUAUUUUUGUUUUGUGUGUUGAUGCACAUGUGUAAACUUGCCUUGAUAUUCCUUUUGAAUUAAGAGGAGAAUCGGUCUCAAGAACUGUUGUAGAGACUGGAAUCAGCCUUUAAACUGUCCACUUUAAUGAAAACGUUUUAGUUUAAAGAUCUAUAUUUGUAUGAAUGUAAGUAAACUGUACAUAACCAUAUUAAUAUGUAAAUCUUAUGUGUAAUAAAUUGACUCCUCUCACACUGUGAA
Molecule: messenger RNA, 3610 nt
Organism: Gambusia affinis (western mosquitofish)
Lineage: Eukaryota; Metazoa; Chordata; Actinopteri; Cyprinodontiformes; Poeciliidae
Gene: tsku
Product: tsukushi small leucine rich proteoglycan homolog (Xenopus laevis)
Exons: 3
Coding region: 334-1380 (348 amino acids)
Molecular function (GO): protein binding
Source: RefSeq, a predicted model, not a curated record